Messenger RNA from Centruroides sculpturatus (bark scorpion), 3703 nucleotides. Its product is annotated as bromodomain adjacent to zinc finger domain protein 1A-like. Lineage: Eukaryota; Metazoa; Arthropoda; Arachnida; Scorpiones; Buthidae. Gene Ontology annotation, molecular function: protein binding. The transcript has 10 exons. Gene Ontology annotation, biological process: chromatin remodeling. The record is from RefSeq and is a predicted model, not a curated record. The annotation marks the transcript as partial.
UGUAGGAUCUACAUUAAUAAAUUUGACAUUAGAUUCCAACACUGUAACAGAAAUGUUACGAAUUCAUCUUAUUUCUUCUGGUUCACAAUUUAAACGUGAUAGACGGCAAAGUGUUCCUGAUUAUAUAGAGGAUGAUCCUGGACUUUUAUUUAAAUUGGAAGAACCUGUAUUAUUAAAAGAUCUUUCAUCUGUAUCUGUGUAUGAAUUAUCAACAGAAAAUAGAUUGAAAAUUUUCAAAGUACUGAUAGACCAAUUUUUGACAUAUGACAUGUUUCAUGAAGUCAUUGAUGAAAAGAAUGAAAAACUUCGUUUAGCCAAAAUUGAACUGAGACAGUUACAACUUGCUUAUAAAAAAGAAAUUGAAAGUUCUGGGAAAUUAAUUAAUGAAUCUGGAGAAUCUGAAGAUGAUAAAAUAGCAAAUUUAAUAUCAAAUAAAAUAAUGACACGUAAAGAACAACAAGAACUACUUGAACCAUUAAAUAAAAGAAAAGAUCUUGAUAAUAAAAUAUCUGAAGUAAAAAAUAGCAUAAGUAAUCUCCAGAAUGAUGUAGAUGUAAUAUUACUUGGAAGAGAUCGUUCCUAUCGCCGAUUUUGGAUGUUUAAAACAAUUGCAGGAUUAUUUGUUGAGGAUGAUGAUCCAUUUGUAGGAGAUUGUCAACCUGUACCAACACCUUAUAAUCCAAAUUGUAAUCCAUCAUUUUCCAAUGAACUUCCUUUACCUUUUAUGAAGAAAUUUUUACAGUCAUCGUCUGAUGAAAAAAGUACAAAUAGUGAUAAGGAGAAUGAAUUAAUUGAUAAUCCAGCACAAAAUCAUAAUAAUGAAUUAAAUUGUGUAAAAUCAUCUGAUUUAUUAGACACUACCUUGAAUGGAAAAACAACAGAAUAUUCACAUAAUGAUGAAUUAAAAAUAUCUGAAUCGGAACUUGCUCAACGAGAAUUUUUGUAUAGAAUUGAUGUGAAUAAUUCAUUAUGUAGAAAACAACUGUGUGAAGACAAAAAUUCUUAUCAAAAAAAGGAUAACCCAGUUUCUGGUGUUUGUACCGCGUGUUCAUUAACUUGUCCAGUACAUGGAAAAACUGUUCAAAGAACUGCAUGGUCAUUUUACCAUAAAACUGAAGAUUUAGAUCAACUUAUAGCAGCACUUAAUACUCGUGGGUUUCGUGAAAGAAAUUUAAGGAAUGAAUUAAUUAAUAAUAAGAUAAAUAUUCAAAAAUCUUUAGAAAAGUGUCCUGUCCAUUUAUUAAAUAAUGAAUCGAUAGAAUAUUAUCAGUACAAGGAACGUCGUAAAUCUCAGCGACAAGGAAAUAAAUCUCAAAGUAAUAAACCAUCUCAGUAUGCUUGUAUGCUUCCUGAAGAAGCCUUGGAAAUGGUUUUGACAGAUGCUAUUUUAGAAAUGGAAGACAAUUUACAUGCUGGUUAUCUUGGUAAACUAAAGGUUGAUGAUCGUCUUGCAUGGAGAUUGAAAUUAGAGAGAAAAACUGACAGGGUGUCUCAAGAUAAAAAAACAGGAAUAAAUGAGUAUAGAAUCUUAUUAGGUGCAGCAGAAAAACUAAAAGCAAGAGAAGGUCUUUCAGACAUCCAACAGAGAAUCAAAAGGCAAACACUAAUUGAUUUGGCUGAAAAGCCAGCAAUUGUUGAGCUCUCACUGCCAACCUGUGAUAUGAUAAAUAUAGAUUCGGAAGAUGAUGAUUUUGAAAAAGAAUUGGAUAGAAGAGAAAACAGUCGUCGAAUUUCCACUAUACAUAAUAAAGAUGACAACGAAAUAGACAAAUAUGUUGAAAAAGACUGCAAUGCAAUAGUGGAUGUGGGGAGAUUAAAGAUUUUAAUUUUAAAGGAAAUUCCUCAAGGUGAUUGGUAUUGCACAAAUUGUCAGUAUAAAAUGAAGCCUCCAUCACCUGUUAAGAAGAAACCAGUUUAUUAUGAAGAUGAUGAUGAUGACAGCAAUGACAUUGAUUAUGAUUAUUCCAUUACUGAUGAAAAUACAGAUAAACAGUAUCAAAGUGAAGAAAAUGAAGACACUUGUGAUGUAUGUAGUAAAGGUGGUACUUUAAUAUGCUGUGAUGGUUGUCCAUUAGCUUUUCAUUUGGAAUGUGUUAAUCCACCUUUACGCCGAGUACCAAGAGGUGUGUGGAAUUGUCCAAAAUGUUUAUCUUUGUCAGCAAAAAAGGCUGCUGCUGAAAAACAUAGUGCUAAUAAUUCUGGAUUAUAUAAAACAAGAGCUCAGCUAUUAUUAUCUAUUGGUGAUAGAAAAAAGAGAAGGUCGUCACCUACAUCAUUUAGCAGACACAGUAAUGAAUAUUCCAGUCCCGAUGAUAAAUCUUGUCCGUUGUCGUAUGUUACUUGUGAUAAAAUUAUAAGUUACUUAAUAAAGCAUCCAGAUAGUUGGCCAUUUUUAUGUCCAGUUAACAAGAAAGACGCACCAAGCUAUUACAAGAUCAUCAAAAAACCCAUGGAUUUGGGAACGAUUCGUUCUAAGUUGAACAAUAUGCAGUACAAUAAUAAUGAUGAAUUUGCCGCGGACAUUUAUUUGGUUCUACAAAACUGUGAACUUUAUAAUCCUGCAAGUAGCAUAGAAUAUAGGUGUGGACGAAGGUUGAUGAAAGCUUUGGAAAAAUGUUUAUACACCUAUAAACUGCAGAUAAAGGGCGUAGAAAAUGAAGAUAGUCAACCGGCCAAGAUCCGACGAUUAUCUUAACUAUAUGUGAUUACUCGAUUCUAAGAAUUGGUCGUUCACCUUAUGAUAUUUUUGUGAUUCAUCGAUCGCGUACUUUACGAGGACUCUGUCAUCAUAGAAUAUCUCAGCGGACGAUCGGAUCUGUACAGUUAUCAUGGGGGAAAAGGAAAAGUAUAUAUUAAAUUUUGUAGUUACUUUUAUACUAAAAUUGUUCGAUGCAUCUUCGAUUCGAGAUUCUCUCCAAAUACACACACGUACACGUUUCGAUAUUUUGUACGUAAGAUAUAUAUAUAAAUAAACACACAAUACAUUGUAUAUAAUCAUUAUUCCAUAAAAUGGAAUAAAGAAUGUAUAAUUUUUUAAUUUUUAUUUUUUAUCAUUCCAAAUUUUUAAAUCAUGCACAAACACCUGGAAUCGUUUCUCUAAAGCCGCCUGAAUUUUUUAUUCAUCGGGUAAAUGUGUCUACAAUUGUUUUCAUUCCUGCCUCAUACUGUAUGACUUAAUCGUCGACAUAUUUUAUAUUUAUUAAUGGGAGAAUCCUUAUCUAAAAAACCUCGUUUAUUAUUGUUAGAACCGUUUAAUUCAAUGCAUUUUUCUAAAUAUACUUUCAAAAAUGAUAAAUAUUGCAAAGCAUCUGGAGACUUGAUCAUGAUAGGAAUUUUAAAAUAUUCAAUCGUUUUAGUGCUUAUAUUUUUAAUAGGAUUUUUUAAUGGAAAUUUUCUUACCUGAAUCAAAUCUUCAGAUUUAGAUUUUUUUUUCAAAUGUAGAGAUUGCAAAUGUUCGGUCAUCUCGAACAAAUGCAAUUUCGGUAUUUUUGUCAGGGCUUAUCGACUCCAUCGAGCUGCCGUUAAGUUUAAAGCAAUAAUUAUCGAUACUCGGUUUUCAACCCUAAGCUAAUUUCGUUGUGUUGCAUAUUAAAUCUACCUGUUUGCAAAUAUCUUUGUCGGUAAAUUGUUUCUCCCUGAAAAGAAUCUAUUUUUACAUAGGUAUGUAGAUCAUAUAAUUGUGCAAUAAAAUACUUGAAUGGUU